Eupeodes corollae is the source of this 1710-nucleotide messenger RNA. It is a transcript of the gene Bap60, whose product is annotated as brahma-associated protein of 60 kDa. NCBI's taxonomy places the organism in Eukaryota, Metazoa, Arthropoda, Insecta, Diptera, Syrphidae. The transcript has 3 exons. Bases 108 to 1610 code for a protein of 500 amino acids. Gene Ontology annotation, biological process: regulation of transcription by RNA polymerase II. The record is from RefSeq and is a predicted model, not a curated record. Gene Ontology annotation, cellular component: nucleus; SWI/SNF complex.
AAUAAAAAAAACGCCAGUCGAAAAGACGCCAUUUUCUGUGGAAAUUUAUUCUGUUGUGCCAAUACUGAUCAUCAAAGUUUUUAUUUAUUGAAUUUUUGAUUUAAGUAAUGUCUCAAAGAUUUACCUCGGCUGCGACCGGGCAGGCUUCGGUUCCAGGGCAACCUAGAUACCAGCCGCCACCGCCCCAAUCUCCUGGAAUGCGACCAUACACCAGUGGUGGCAGUUUUCCGCAGCGAGGAUUUUCCUUGCACCAGAAUUCAUCCCCUUCUGUCGGAAAUACACCAUCUUCGAGUGGACCGUCAAUGCACCAACGUACCCCCCAACCCGGUUUUCAAAGUGGUCUUAGGGGAAGUGGUUCCAGCACCAGCGGAAAACGAACUCAGGAAUCCCGAAGCCUUAACCAAACUCCGGGCAAAGGUGAUUACACAGCUGUAAAAAAGAAAAAAAAGCUCUCAGACAAAAUUCUGCCCCAAAAGGUAAGGGACUUAGUUCCGGAAUCCCAAGCCUACAUGGACCUCUUGACAUUUGAGAGAAAGUUAGAUGCAACCAUAAUGCGAAAAAGAUUGGACAUUCAAGAAGCACUCAAACGUCCCAUGAAACAGAAACGUAAACUGCGUAUAUUCAUAUCUAACACAUUCUAUCCUAGUAAAGAACCAACAGGAGAUGGUGAAGAAGGAGCUGUUGCUUCUUGGGAGUUGAGAGUGGAAGGGAGGUUACUUGAAGAUAACAAAGGAGAUCCGACUACUAAAAUCAAGAGAAAGUUUUCGUCCUUCUUUAAGUCCCUGGUCAUUGAAUUAGACAAAGAACUUUAUGGACCUGACAACCAUCUAGUAGAGUGGCACCGUACACACACAACUCAAGAGACCGAUGGAUUUCAAGUGAAACGACCGGGUGACAGGAACGUUCGUUGUACAAUUUUGCUCUUACUUGACUAUCAACCGUUGCAAUUUAAACUGGAUCCCAGAUUAGCUCGUUUGCUUGGUGUUCACACGCAGACCCGUCCAGUAAUCAUUUCUGCUCUUUGGCAAUAUAUCAAAACGCACAAACUACAGGAUGCGCAUGAGCGGGAAUACAUAAAUUGCGACAAAUACCUUGAGCAGAUUUUUAAUUGUCCACGAAUGAAGUUUGCUGAAAUUCCACAACGACUUAAUCCGCUACUGCAUCCACCAGACCCCAUUGUCAUAAACCACUUUAUUGAAAGUGGAGCGGAAAACAAACAGACAGCUUGUUACGAUAUUGACGUUGAAGUUGACGACACCCUGAAAAAUCAGAUGAACAAUUUUUUGGUCAGCACAGCCAGCCAGCAGGAAAUUCAGGGUUUGGAUUCCAAAAUUCACGAAACCGUCGAUACGAUAAACCAGUUGAAAACUAACAGAGAGUUCUUUUUGAGUUUCGCAAAAGAUCCUCAGUCAUUUAUACAUCGUUGGAUUGUGAGUCAGACAAGGGAUCUUAAGUCUAUGACAGAUGUUGUUGGAAAUCCGGAAGAGGAGCGUCGUGCUGAGUUCUAUUACCAACCUUGGACACACGAGGCAGUCUCGCGAUAUUUUUUCACUAAAGUAAACCAGAAACGCGCGGAACUAGAACAAGCUUUAGGCAUUCGUAAUUCGUAAUGCUUUUAAUUGUUCCUCUUCUUUCUUAAUAAUUUAAAUUUUGAAGUCGAUAGUAAAAAGAACAAUUAUUUAAAUAAAAAUUUCUGAUAUGAAAGAAAAA